CUCCCUCUUCUCCAGCUCAGGAAAAAUGGCAAGGAAGCAGCAGAUGGCAGUUAUUAGAGAUACGUGGCAAGCAAUGCAAGACCCAGACGCAGAUCCAGCGCAACAAAGAGGCGGGCCUGCAAAGAAGAAGAACUGGAUCCAUGACAACAAUACACUCCUGUACGGUACUGUGCAAUAUAAAGGAAAGUUUUUAGGAGUCCUUGAAGUGGAAGAUAUGGACGAUAGUAAAGGAACUGUAGCAAGAGUUGUCAGGGAACUCAAAAAAACAUCAUCAAAGCUGCCCGAAGUAGAAAUUUCGAUAUCAAUCAGAGCACUUAUCAUCACUGAAAUCAAAUCAAAGAUGCACAUCUGCAAACUUAAACUUCAAAAAAUAGCUUAUUGCUCUGAUGACUGUGAGGGAGGAGGCCACAAGUUCUUUUCAUUCAUUUCAAGGAAAAUAGACACAAAGAAAGCAGAUCAAAAAGUCACAAUGCAAUGCUACUGCAUUGAAACUCAAAAUAUAGCUCAUAAAAUCACACAAACCGUUGGACAAGCCUUUCAGCUAGCAUAUGAAAGGUUUCAAGAAGCAAAAGUCGCAUCAGAAAGUUUUGUAGUGGAAAUGAAAAAGGUUAAAGCAAAAAAAAUAAAAAAGAACUAUGGAAAAGAGCUUGCAGAGCUUCAUCAUAACCCAGCAACAACAGAAGAAGACGAUGAAGAAAGAGACACAUUCCCUGAAGCAAGCCAUCCAAGAAUGAGUAGAAGAGCUAGCAAAGACAUUACUCAACAGUGGGAACAACUGAAUGAGACACUAAAACUAGUAUAUGACGUCAAACUCCCACUACCAAACUCUGAUACUGAUUUUGACGAAGCAUUUGAAUCAAUACAAAGUGAAAUCGAUGAAUGGAGCCAAGCUAGAAGUCCAUAUCAAAGUGAACUUGAAGUACAUGAUGCACUUAAACAACUAGACAGUGUCUUGGGUGGAAGUGAAUCCUCUACGCAGCUAAACAGCGACUCUCAGACAUUACUGGAAGAAGGCACAAGUUUGUGAAAGGCUGCACGCACGCAAAUGCUGUGUAAUAUAAUAAUAAAACUGGUCAUAGCUACUAUUAUAUUAUUAGACUGUACUCCAGAUAUUCAUAUUUGUGUUGUUUUUAGUAUUUUCUUUAUAAUUCUGUCCUGACACAUAAACACAAGACAUGACACACAAUUACAAUGUACAUGUAUAGAUCUGAAUGUCAUGAAUAAUAUUUGUAUGGUAACUGAG
This is a messenger RNA of Amphimedon queenslandica, 1243 nucleotides long. RefSeq names its product cell death protein 6-like. The coding region runs from base 26 to 1027 and encodes 333 amino acids. Lineage: Eukaryota; Metazoa; Porifera; Demospongiae; Haplosclerida; Niphatidae. The record is from RefSeq and is a predicted model, not a curated record. The transcript has 10 exons.